Tricharina praecox is the source of this 2146-nucleotide messenger RNA. RefSeq names its product HbrB-like-domain-containing protein. NCBI's taxonomy places the organism in Eukaryota, Fungi, Ascomycota, Pezizomycetes, Pezizales, Pyronemataceae. The record is from RefSeq and is a predicted model, not a curated record. Gene Ontology annotation, biological process: TORC2 signaling. The transcript has a single exon. The coding region runs from base 58 to 1734 and encodes 558 amino acids. Gene Ontology annotation, cellular component: TORC2 complex.
GCAAACACAGUCGCGCCCCCGCUCUCCGCAGGCAUCCAUACCUCUCCACGGGCCGCAAUGGCGCAGCAGCAGCAACAACAGCAGCAGCGAUCGCAGCAAGGCCCUGGAAACUUCGGGCCCACACUGAUGCAUCCUUCCGUACCAACGCAACAGCGACAACAGCAGGAACAACAGCCGCCGCAGCAGCAAGCCGUCGCUGCGUACGCGAUGCAGUCGUCGAUGCGCAAACGUUCCGCCACCGAGCCAUCUCCUACCUCGCCGCCGCUCUUGGGCUCGAUCAUGUCUGGCGCUGCUGCUUCAGCCAUCUUUCAUGCCACCGCCGCAAUGAACAUCCCGCACGCGAUUCCACACCCCCCGCCUCCCCCGCCGUCGGAGCGCACGCUCCCAUCACCGUCCACCAGCGCCCCCGCCGCGACCAAGAAGGAGGGAAUGAAGAAGAUCUUUUCUAAGCCUGGCAGGAUCGGCACUCCCGGAAUCGAGAAGACGCUGCGACCUCCGCCUAGCCCUAACAAGUUACCCCAGAUCUCGUCGCCAAUCCCCCGGCUCGCCCCUGGGAAUGACGAGAGCAGUCGCAGGCCGAGCUAUUCGAGCGCGUACACUUCCAGCACGCUUGUUGCUGGUUCGGAAAUCGCGUUUUCGGUUUCGCCGCCAACUACAAUCAUUGAACGUGGCUUCAGGGAGACUAAAGACGAGGUAAAGAAGGAAAAAGAUCACCACCGAACACAUUUCCUGCGCACCCGUCGCGACAAAGAUCACGGCGCGUUCUCGUCGUCCAACUCCAACUCGAAAAUGGCCGAUGCUGCGGGAAGCCUAUACUCCUUUACCCCGUCGUCCCCGUCAUCCACCGUCUUUGCUUCGUCGAAGGACCUCCAGAAGACCAUAUCCGGCAUUGACAUCACCUCGGCGUCGAAAACAUCGAAAACAUUCAAAGCAGCUCUCGGUGGCGGCGGCAUGUCAUCCUACGAAGACUCCUUUCUCGCGCUAGACCUUGGACCUUCGGAAAACGCGUGGUCCACACUAUGCGCGCGUGUGCUCCCCCUGUUCGACGGCGACCUCCUCCGUAACACCGUCGAAGACCUCAACAGACUUGUCGCUCUACACAUCAAGCGCUGCGUUGACCGCCGCGAGCCGGUGCUCCUCAUCAAUGAUGUCCGCAUGCUACUGGAAACAGGCAUGAGCUCGAUUGAACCUCAUCUGAACGAGCUGCCGGAUGAGCGAUUGCUUUCACGACUGGUUGAGAUCUGGAGCCUUGUAUUCCGGUACACGACCCCCUACCUCGAAGCGGUCCUGCUGCCGCUCCAGCAGGAGUUCAAAGGCUCGGGCUCGUUACUUACCCCCCGCGAAAGUCGCGAGUUCUUCGGCGUCGAUGUUGCUGCCACCGCCGGCAGUCCCAUGGGCCUCGAUGUGCGCCGACUGAUCAUGAUUGCCAUGCGCGACUGCAUCGUUCUACCGGUCUACGAACGACUUAGGGUGUUGUUCUCACGGCUACAGUUGGACCUUUCGGGGAAUCACGAAGAUGGAAUGGAGGUUGUCGGCCGCAUGCUGCAGUGCGUCAGUGUGCUUGCGGCGGCAGGCACCGGCGACGAGGCACAGGGAAUGGUGGAUGAACUGGGCAAACGGCUCAAGUGGAAUUGGCUUUCUCGCGGACGCACAGGGCGCAAUAGGAAGGGCUUUGUGGGUACCAAGAUGAGGCCGGUGGGAGUGGGCGAUGGUGGCUCGUUUGGCGUGUUGUAAAUGUUGGGUUUCGGUGUUUGCUUGAACAGGCUGGCUGGAUUGGAGUUUGGGGAUUCGGCGCGCGAUUCUUUUCGAUGUUGCUUCAGAUGAGCAAGGGACCCAUUUUAUUGUACAAUAGUUUUUCUUUGUUCCGUUCUUGUUACUUCUGUUGCUCUGGGGACACGAUUUUCGCACCGACUGCGCGGGUUUUCUUUUGUAUUAUUACUACCUCACUUUGCUGUUGUCUUUUUCCUUGGGAUUAGUAUCUCUUUGGUCGUUGGGGCUUGUUUUCGGGGCUUUCUUUUGCGUCUUGCGAGUACGGUUCUUUUGGCUAUGGCCAGGGGUGUUUGGUUUUCUUUUGUAUUGCAUUGCGUUCUGUUGGGGGGUAGUGAUAUGCUUUGCGUUGCUUGCUGGGCAAUAAACUGAUCUAUAU